AAUAGAAUUGAAGUAGGAGAGCCUCACUGAGAGGCCUGUAAGACUAAGAAGGUGAGGAGUUGACAUUGCAGGUAUCAUCUGGUCUUAUGCAGCAUGGCUGUGACAGGUGUCCGAUUGCUCAGUGGUGCUCUAAGGAAGUCAGACACCUGGAUCCGACUGUGGGGUGUGCUUCAAGGAACACCUUCACACAGACUGUAUGUUUCCUGGAACCAGCACUUAUAUCUCUCUAGCACCAAGUUAAAUGCACCAUAUUAUAACACACUUUCCCAACAUAGUUUUUCUCUCAGACUUCCUGGGCUUUUAGUAUCUCCAGAACAUAUUCCAUGUUCUAUAAGACUCAAAAGCAAUAUAAGCUCUAAGAAAUCUGCUAAAAAGACUCUGCAAAAAGCAGAUGAGGCGGACUCUGAUGAUGAGGGUGCUCCCAGCGAGAGGAGUGAGCAGGAAGAGGAGCUUGAGGAGGACCCCAGUGUGCCCAAAGACUACAAAGACCUGGACAAAGUCGUGCAGUCUUUUCGGUAUGAUGUCAUCCUGAAGACUGGCCUUGAUAUUGGGAGAAACAAAGUAGAAGAUGCAUUCUACAAAGGUGAACUGAGACUGAAUGGGGAAAAGUUAUGGAAGAAAAGCAGAACGGUGAAAGUGGGCGAUACUUUGGAUCUUCUCAUCGGAGAGGAUAAGGAAGCAGAAACGGAGGUGGUGAUGCGGGUUCUCCUGAAAAGGGUGUCUGAAGAGAAAACAGAAAGUGAAAAAUACCGCGUCGUGCUCCGCCGGUGGAAGAAGCUACAGUUGCCAAAGAAGAGCCGGUCUAAAUGAGCGCGCUCGCUGGCGGGGCUGGCUCCUCAGAGCCGCUCCCUGGAGCCCGCUCCAGGGCCA
Molecule: messenger RNA, 870 nt
Organism: Dipodomys ordii (Ord's kangaroo rat)
Lineage: Eukaryota; Metazoa; Chordata; Mammalia; Rodentia; Heteromyidae
Gene: Mtres1
Product: chromosome unknown open reading frame, human C6orf203
Exons: 4
Coding region: 94-810 (238 amino acids)
Source: RefSeq, a predicted model, not a curated record